UCGUACCUCAAACCUCAAAAGAAAAUUAAGUUCUCUGUCUUUGGACAAUGACUUCUCCUUUCUUCUUUGUUUUCCUUCUCUCGUCUCUUCUCAUAAGCAAUGUUGAUUCCAACCCAAAUUACAAAGAAGCUCUCUCCAAGUCAUUGCUUUUCUUCCAAGGUCAGCGAUCCGGUCCUCUUCCUAGAGGCCAACAAAUUUCCUGGAGGGCUAGCUCUGGCCUUUCUGAUGGCUCCUCUGCUCAUGUGGACUUAACCGGUGGGUACUAUGACGCAGGAGACAACGUCAAGUUCAAUUUCCCAAUGGCGUUUACCACCACGAUGCUCUCAUGGAGCGCACUGGAGUACGGUAAGCGGAUGGGUCCUGAACUACAGAACGCACGUGUGAACAUCCGUUGGGCCACGGAUUAUCUGCUGAAAUGUGCUAGAGCCACUCCCGGAAAGCUUUAUGUUGGGGUAGGAGAUCCUAAUGUUGAUCACAAAUGCUGGGAACGGCCUGAGGACAUGGACACACCUCGUACAGUUUACUCUGUAUCCCCUUCUAACCCUGGUUCUGAUGUCGCAGCUGAAACAGCAGCAGCUCUGGCUGCAGCUUCUAUGGUUUUCAGAAAAGUUGAUUCUAAGUAUUCGCGUUUGCUUAUCGCAACAGCUAAGAAUGUGAUGCAGUUUGCCAUUCAGUACAGGGGAGCUUACAGUGAUUCCCUUUCUUCAUCCGUCUGUCCUUUCUACUGCUCCUACUCUGGUUACAAGGACGAGCUGAUGUGGGGUGCGUCAUGGCUGCUGAGAGCAACGAAUGACCCGUAUUACGCAACCUUCAUAAAAUCGUUAGGAGGUGGAGAUCAGCCUGACAUCUUCAGCUGGGACAAUAAAUAUGCUGGUGCCUAUGUUCUUCUGUCACGGAGAGCAUUACUUAACAAAGACAGCAACUUUGAACAAUACAAGCAAGCAGCUGAGAAUUUCAUCUGCAAAAUCCUUCCAGAUGCUCCAACUUCCUCUACCCAAUACACUCAAGGAGGAUUAAUGUACAAGUUACCUCAAAGCAAUCUUCAGUACGUAACCUCCAUAACAUUCUUGCUCACGACUUAUGCCAAAUACAUGAAAGCCACAAAACACACAUUCAACUGCGGAAACUCCGUUAUCGUCCCAAACGCCUUGAUAAGCCUAUCGAAGCGACAAGUUGAUUACAUACUCGGAGAUAACCCAAUCAAAAUGUCGUACAUGGUUGGAUUCGGAUCCAAUUUCCCCAAAAGAAUCCACCAUAGAGCAUCUUCGCUUCCUUCACACGCACUUCAUUCCCAUUCCUUAGGCUGCAAUGGCGGAUUCCAAUCGUUCUACACUCAAAACCCUAACCCUAACAUUCUCACAGGAGCAAUCGUAGGAGGUCCAAAUCAAAACGAUGGGUAUCCAGAUCAGAGAGAUGAUUACAGCCACGCAGAACCGGCGACUUACAUCAACGCCGCAUUCGUCGGACCUUUGGCGUACUUCGCCGCCGGUCGUUCGGCUUGAAAUUGAUUCCGCCACCGCCACCGCCACCGCCACCACCACGUUCUCCGAUGUGUAGUUCCAUUGUUAGUUAAAGAUCCGUUGGCCUAAGCCUAACGUGAAAAUCAGAAAAGGACAAAGUAAUUUAAAUGUAAAACUCUUAAUGGGCUAAGACCCAAUAUGAAUGGACCCGAAAGAAAUAUUUCUCGUGGUC
Molecule: messenger RNA, 1692 nt
Organism: Arabidopsis arenosa
Lineage: Eukaryota; Viridiplantae; Streptophyta; Magnoliopsida; Brassicales; Brassicaceae
Source: the annotation of a GenBank genome assembly